UUGAUAGUCUUUAUUUGGUGAGACAGCAUUUUCGUACUUUCUUCUACUUCUUUUGACACGGUUUUCUGGACGCAUUGUAACAGCUGAAGUCUCUGUUUAGUAAGGCCGGCAUCUGGGGCUUCUCCUGAAAAGUUCUCCUGACUGCUGUUUUCCUGUGUGGCCCUACACUUCUGCUUUCCCUGUAUGUCUUGUCUCUUCUGUUGGAACAGGAACAUUAUAGGGAAGUAAGGUGGCAACACGACGCCAGAGACCCCACACAGGGUUUGCUGCUGCUGUUCUUGUUCUUGUUGUGGAUCAUCGUUCAGUGACAACUUCCCUGCACUAACUCUGUUGCAUCUAGAUUCCUGUAGCGUGUAGCCACUGACUGCUACAUUUUGUUACUUUCGUGGUCAGAUAAUAAGUGGUCAGAAAUUUCCUUAAAUGCCUGAACCAGUGAGUCCUCCAGUAUUUGCGAAGCGGCUCUGUGUGUCUGUUAGGGCACACUUUCAAAGCGCAGACAGUUUAUGAUUGUGUUUUCGCCUUCAUUGCUUCCUUGCACAUGGCCUUGCGGUCACCCAGAGGGGAAAGAUGGGAGCCCUCUCGGGUCUUACCUGGGCAUGUGCAUGGGCUCCUAGAUCCCCAGGAAUAUAUCAGUGCUGUUCAAAGUCCCCUGUGAACAGCCAUUCCCCAGGCUGAGUGCAGUGGUGUAAUCACAGCUCACUGUAGCCUCAACAACCUGGGCUCAAGUGAUCCUCCUGCCUCAGCCUCCCAAGUAGCUCUGACUACAGGCAUGCACCAGCACACUCAACUAAUUUUUUAAAUUUGUUAUAAAGACAGUCUUGCUAUGUUGCCCAGGCUGGUCUCAAACUCCUGAGUUCAAGCUAUCCUCCCGCCUUCGCCUCCCAAAGUGUUGGGAUUAUAGGCGUGAGCCACUAUACCUGGCACUGGUGCUUGUUUUAAGAGGUUCUCAAAAAUCAAUACCAAACUUAUUGUAUGUUUAUUGAUCACUUCAUAUGUAGUGCCAGUUUACCCUUUCGGUGGGGUGGGGGGCGAGGAAGAGACAAAGAGGUGAGUGUUUAUGUGUGUCUAGGUACCAGGGCAUCAGAAGCGACUCUGAAGACCUCACUAAUGGGCUGUUCCUUUUUUCUGUGGCCAGUGUUUGUCCAACAUGAUGCUGCCCAGCUCUACCUCAAAAUCUGGAACCUGAUAAAGGACCAGAUCGCUGAUGUGGACUUGGCGGGGAGGCUGCAGGCCCUGUAUAUGAUCCGGAUGAAGGACUCUUUGAUUUGCCUUGACUGUGCCGUGGAGAGAAGCAGAAACAGCAGCAUGCUGACCCUCCCACUUUCUCUUUUCGAUGUGAACUCAAGGCCCCUGAAGACGUUGGAGGAUGCCCUGCACUACUUCUUCCAGCCCAGGGAGUUAUCGAGCAAAAGCACGUGCUUCUGUGACAACUGUGGGAAGAAGACUCGUGGGAAACAGGUCUUGAAGCUGACCCAUUUGCCCCAGACCCUGACAAUCCACCUCAUGCGAUUCUCCAUCAGGAAUUCACAGAUGAGAAAGAUCUGCCACUCCCUGUACUUCCCCCAGAUCCUGGAUUUCAGCCAGGUGCUUCCGAUGGCGCGAGAGAUCUGUGAUGCUGAGGAGCAGCCCGGAGGGCAGUAUGAGCUCUUCGCUGUGGUUGCGCACGUGGGAAGGGCGGACGCCGGUCAUUACUGUGCAUACAUCCGGAACGCUGUGGACGGAAGAUGGCUCUGCUUCAGUGACUCCAAUAUUUGCUCGGCAGGAGACUGCAUAUCUUCUGCUUUACAUGAAGACAGAAUGCUAAUGACUAUGCCCAGAACCUUCAGAGAUGGACGCACUAUCAUUUUCCACUUCCGUCCUGGAUCUAUGGAGUCUUCUAAGAGAUUUCACGAUGAGGACAAGCAUCGUUUUCCAACUAUAUAGUUGAGCCUUAUUUAUAAUCAGGGAUAUUAUCAAAAUAUUUAACACUGAAACCCUGCAGGACCUGAUCAGUCAGGAUGGACACUUUCACCAGUGGACCUGGCCACAUGGCUGCUGGGUCUUGGGUGCUCCCGGCUGUGGUCAGCCCUUUAGGAGCCUGUGGGAGGUCCAGGUGCUCCACAGAGGACAGCAGUGGCGGUGGGGUCAUCUGGAUGCUAAGGGUCGGUGGCAGUGGGUAUUUCAGUAUUUCACAACUGCUGUGCCCAGACUUGUGUGUACUGGCUGAAUAUCAGUGCUGUUUGUAAUUUCUCAGUUUUAGAACCAAUAUUAAUCCAUAUAAAUCAA
Messenger RNA from Callithrix jacchus (white-tufted-ear marmoset), 2265 nucleotides. RefSeq names its product putative ubiquitin carboxyl-terminal hydrolase 41. Gene Ontology annotation, molecular function: cysteine-type deubiquitinase activity. The record is from RefSeq and is a predicted model, not a curated record. Gene Ontology annotation, biological process: protein deubiquitination. Gene Ontology annotation, cellular component: cytosol; nucleus. Lineage: Eukaryota; Metazoa; Chordata; Mammalia; Primates; Cebidae.